Fukomys damarensis (Damara mole-rat) is the source of this 2014-nucleotide messenger RNA. It is a transcript of the gene Ctxn3, whose product is annotated as cortexin 3. The transcript has 4 exons. NCBI's taxonomy places the organism in Eukaryota, Metazoa, Chordata, Mammalia, Rodentia, Bathyergidae. The record is from RefSeq and is a predicted model, not a curated record. The coding region runs from base 973 to 1239 and encodes 88 amino acids.
GUGACACCCUUCCCCGCGAGCCUUUCCAUGACCUGAGUUGGCUUGAUGGUCACAGACCAUCAUCAAUGCUUACUGCAGGGUGCUAAUUGCCAUCCUCAAAGAGGAAGAGCGUCAACAAUCAAUAAAGAAGACAGAGCACUGGUAGAUUUAUGGCUUUGAUUUUGAAAAGGUAUGGGAAUGCCCAGUGAUGUUUUCCCCGGCACUCCUUUUGAAUGUUAAUGCUUUCUUGAAGAUGAUUUCAGACGCACUGCUAGGAAACUGCCUCUACUCACUGAAGCAGAAUCCUCUGAAGAGUUGCUGAGGCAGAACCGAAAUCAUGGCUCGCCUCAAAGAGGCAGCUGUAUUGGUCGCUAAUGAUGCCUCGCGUGGGAAGACGGUGCUCCUUUAACUCGGGGUUUUAAUGGGAAGUUUCUAAGCCUGAAAAAACAGCUUGAGAUCUGGGGUGUGCCAUCAGCAGCUCUCGGCCACCACUGCCUACUGCUUUCCCACAGCGUGGUCGGGAAGAAUGGAAAUGAAAGAGGCUUCUAACUACCUGUAACUGUUCCACCAGGAAAUGGAUCAAGUGUUUGUUCAGCCAGACCCAGAGGAUCCAUUGAUAUCUUAGAACAUUCCACUGUAUGUUCUCCUUUGUGGUCCGAAAUACACCAGAGCUUCAGGGCCACAGUGGGACACUGGAGUGGAUGGCUGCUGGAGAAGGGGUAGCGAGAUCUGGACUGGACAGACGAUCGGAAUAAGGGUGUAGGAAGUCCUGGAGGUGAAGGAAGAGAAUGCUUUGAAAAUCACUAAGCAUUAAAAUUAGACUUUACUUCCUGAGCACACUCAAAAGGACCUGACGAAGGGAAGACACAGAUUUACUGCGUGGUGGGAAAAGCCAGUCAGGACUGAAAUACUGCCAUAACUCAAGCUCUCCAGGCUGUAGUCGCCAUGCUCUUACCGGACUGAUGAUGGAGGAAAAGGGUACCAGGAUUCCCCAUGCUCUGCCAGACCUGGACAAUGGACGGAGGUCCGCCCACCCCUUCACCCUUAGCUCCCCUCGGGAAUGUGUCAUCAGAUUCUAGCAUGUCUCUGGAGCAGAAAACGACUUUUGUUUUUGUGAUUCUGUUGUUUAUUUUCUUGGGCAUCCUCAUCGUCAGGUGCUUCCGGAUUCUUCUGGACCCGUAUCGGAGCAUGCCGACCUCAACCUGGGCUGAUGGGCUAGAAGGCCUGGAGAAAGGCCAAUUCGACCAUGCCCUGGCUUAGUGGGACAAAGAGACUCUCUUCUUGAGGAGGGGAAGAGGUCGGGCCUGGGCAAGUGUUCCCUUUAGUUAAUAUUAUGAACAAAUCAGAUUUUAACAAUAUCUGGCUCUAGGAACACAAUCUGUUAUUCCAUAAACAUAGAGUUGAAUGAAAGAUGUUUUAUUUGAGAAUGCUGGAAAUGAAAGUUUAUAUUACUAACCCAAAACAGGAAGGUUUAAAUGUCUGUGUUUAGUCAGUGAAUGAAUACUGUUGAGUGUGGGACUCUAGAAUCAAGAGCAGUGGUACUGACAUGGACUUUGCUAUGAAACAAAGCAUUACGUGACCUGGCCAGAGAAUUAAAGGUUAGAAAGGAUCUGUUCUGAAUCUGGUGACAAGACCAAGAAGAGCCUGCCUUGCUCCAGUCAUGCCUCUCCACUGUUUAUUUCAGAGACAUCUGGGUCCUGGGCAUAGUGAGGAAGAUGUUUUGAGGGGACCCAAAGUGGAUAUUUAUUUUCUCCUAAAACAGGGAGCACUGGGAAGCAAUGGGAGGCUUAGUAGAGAUGGUUCUGUCCUCGGUAAACAUGAGCAAAAAGAAUAUUUCAGUUUUCAAACAACACUGAAUUAGAAGGCUACAGAGUUUUCAGAAUUGCUUACCAGGCUUAGUGCAUUUUCUGUAUUCAUAGUAAUACCAUACGUAGAAAUAGCUACAUAUAACUUGAAUUUCUUUAUAUUAAUGAGUAAAACAGUUACAAGUACAGCUUCCAGUUGCUUUUUAUUUUUAUUAAAAGCAAAUUGUUUA